AUGUCUCGCACGCUCGCCAUGCCUCCUCGCUCCCAGUCGAGUGCAGCAGUGAGCACCGCCGUCAUGACAUCGCAAGAAGAGCCGUCGCGGACCACCUACCGAGGCUACGGAACUUUUGAUUCGCGACAUCGGCGGCACUCAUGGCACACCAAGCCAUGCGCUCACGAAGCAGAAAACUUCCACAUUCUGCUGCGGAAUUUCCUGACCGAGUUGAAUUGCCGCAUGGACUUUUUGGAGUCGUAUGGCCACCUCAAGUAUGACGAAGGCAUAGAGUACGCCUACAACACCCUUCUCGCCGUGCGCGAGCAAUGUUCGAAAAUAUCAGACGGUGCCAUCGAGGCGGGGCGUCGUCAGGCUGCCGUCUUCGUCGAGACGCUAGAGGACCGCUACAAGGAUGCACUGGAACGCAAGGAAACCCUUGGGGAGAAAGUGCUCGAGGGCAUCCUCCUCAUGGAUUCCUAUCUGACCGAGUUUGAGAGUCGAGCACACGCACUAAGAGAUGGCACAAUCGGCUCGUAUGCACAAGAGUUCUACGAAGGCGGUCGGCGAAAGAUGGACGAGGGUCUGGAGAUUGCAAAGGGGGUCAUGGAUGGGGGACUCGACAAGGCGCGAAGAGCACGAGAAGCCAUUGAGUAUACCGUCGAGCACGCCGUUCAAAAAGCCCUCCAGCGCGCAAAAGAGCAUGGCCUCAUCCACUACGAUGAUCUCCCCGAGCCCUGGAGAGUCAACCCCCACAUUCUCAAGGGCUACCGCUUCUCCGAAGGCAAAUGGGCAUGCGUCCGAUCCGUCGUCAGCAUUCACAACGAGCUCAUCAACAUCUGGACGCACCUCAUCGGCCUCGUCAUGGUGCUCGCCAUGGCCUUUUACUUCUACCCGAUGAGCCACAACUUCAGCAUAUCGACCAAAGCCGACAUCUUCAUCGCCGCCGUCUUCUUCUUCGCCGCCGUCAAAUGCCUGGCCUGCUCGACCAUCUGGCACACAAUGAACUCCAUCUCGCACCAAACCCUCCUCGAACGCUUCGCCUGCGUCGACUACACGGGCAUCUCGCUCCUCGUCGCCGCCUCCAUCAUGACAACCGAAUACGCGGCGUUUUACUGCGAGCCCGUCUCCCGCUGGGCCUACAUGGGCAUCACCGCCCUCCUCGGCAUCGGCGGCGUCCUCCUCCCCUGGCACCCGACCUUCAACCGCUCCGACAUGGCCUGGGCCCGCGUCCUCUUCUACUGCUCCCUCGCACUCACGGGCUUCCUGCCCUUUGGCCAACUCGCCUACACCCGCGGCCUGGCCUGGGCCCACUAUUUUUACGCCCCGCUCGCCAAGAGCCUCGCCGUCUACGUCACGGGCGCCUGUCUGUACGCUAGCAAGACGCCCGAACGCUUCUUCCCCGGCUUCUUCGACUACAUUGGCUGCUCGCAUAAUAUCUGGCACCUUGCUGUCUUGGGUGGCAUCGUGUUUCAUUACACGGCUAUGCAGACCAUGUUUUCGGCUGCGAUGACGCGUGCGCAGACGAGUUGUUCGGUUUAUUGA
Messenger RNA from Plenodomus lingam JN3, 1524 nucleotides. RefSeq lists its product as uncharacterized. NCBI's taxonomy places the organism in Eukaryota, Fungi, Ascomycota, Dothideomycetes, Pleosporales, Leptosphaeriaceae. Gene Ontology annotation, cellular component: membrane. Gene Ontology annotation, biological process: intracellular zinc ion homeostasis. The record is from RefSeq and is a predicted model, not a curated record. Gene Ontology annotation, molecular function: signaling receptor activity.